GGGCAGCUCGCCCUUCUUGAAGUUCUUCCCAGUGCUAGCCAUCUUCAUUUCCACAGCAUGAUUGCGCAGCUGGCUGGCUGCUUUCUAGGGCUAAUUGCGUCCUGCCUGUAGCCUUGGGAUGACCGUGAUUGCAAAUCACUGUCCUUACAUACACGCAGCUAGGAGGCUGUUUGCCGCACAGUUGGUGCAACCUACAUCUGUCACUCUGCAAAGCGCAAGACCACUUUUGGAUCCCGCUUUGGUACUAAGGAGAGACGCAGCGUCGAUUUCGAAGCAGAUUGGGAAAAGCUCGAUCGUCAGGGCCGCAAUUUCAGACUCCAGCUCCCCUCUAAAGAUGGUGAAAGCAAUCAGAAUUCACAAAGCGGGGGGCCCGGAGGAGCUCAAGUGGGAGGACAUUGACGUGCCAGAGCCGGGUGAGGGGGAAGUGCGAAUCAAGCACACCGCAGUGGGGCUCAACUUUAUCGACAUAUAUUUUCGGAAGGCCAUCUAUCCACCGCCCGGUUAUCCUUUCAUUCCGGGUAUGGAAGCAGCGGGCGUCGUAACGGCCGUCGGGCCGGGCCUGACCGGUUGCAAAGUAGGGGACAGAGUCGCAUGUGCUGGGCGGCCGAUGGGUGCUUAUGCGGAGGAGCGAGUGAUACCUGCAAACGUCCUUGUCCCGCUCCCCGACAACAUUUCUGACGAGCUCGCUGCGGCCUCCCUCCUUAAAGGCAUGACCGCUCACAUCCUGCUACGCCGCGUGUUCAAGGUCGAGAAAGGGCACCGAAUCCUGGUUCACGCCGCAGCCGGCGGCGUGGGCCAGAUUCUCGUCCAGUGGGCGCACUCCUUGGGCGCGACGGUGAUCGGAACGGCCGGGUCAGAGGAGAAGAUUAAGCUGGUUAAGGACCUAGGAGCGGACCACGUGAUCAACUACAAGACGCAGGACUUCGUGCAGGAAGUCAGGAACAUUACAAACGGUGCGGGCGUGCACGUCGUCUACGACUCGGUCGGGAAGGACACCUUUUACGGUUCCCUCGACUGCCUCGCCCCGCUGGGAACCCUAGCCGUUUUUGGCGCCUCCUCGGGGGCCCCCGAGCCGUUCUCCAUCUCAGAGCUCGCCAAACGCGGGUCGCUCUCCGUUACCCGGCCAUCGCUUAUGGACUACACCAAGACCCGGGAGGACCUGCUGACGUCAGCCGGGGAGCUGUUCCAGAUGCUGGCCGGAGGGCUGGUGAAAGUGUCGGUUGGAAAUCGAUUUCCGUUGGGAGAGGCGCAGAAAGCGCACGAAGCGUUGGAGGGGCGGCACACGACGGGGUCGACGGUUCUUGUACCUUAGGGAGUCUCUGCUACGCGCGUAUGAUAGGCAGAUCGUAUAAGUUGGGAACCUGCCACGUGGUUUGUGCUUCAGACUUGUCAUGCGAAUAAGGCUUGGUAUCUUCGCGGAUCUGGCUGUACAUAUAAUAGAAGCACGGGCACAGAAAGUACGGUUAUAUAGGGUGACGGAUUGCGUGACCAAGCUGAGAGAUGGCACUGUACUGUACGCACGCUACACCGCAUGUGAGUGUUCUUUUGACACUCCAACCUAUAGCGGUUGCAUUUCUGAAAUACAUUUCGCAGAGCGAUCAGAUAUGCAGCAACCUUGUGUGGGAAAUAAGAUGUAUGUUGCACGAGUCCGUGGCUGCCUCGAGUCCGCCUCAAGACGCUGAAUCAAAGUUCAACGGUCACGAUCGCA
Messenger RNA from Klebsormidium nitens, 1708 nucleotides. The record is from the annotation of a GenBank genome assembly. NCBI's taxonomy places the organism in Eukaryota, Viridiplantae, Streptophyta, Klebsormidiophyceae, Klebsormidiales, Klebsormidiaceae.